AUGUUUGAGCUGGCUGAUGAUUCUGCCUCGAUUUCGUCAGUGUUGUCGUCAGCUCAGCAUAUUCUCAUGUUAGAAGACAAUGGAGCAAGCUCUCUUGGCAUUCCACCUUCGGGGGAGUAUUUGAGUCGGGUCAAGGUUUGUGGUGACGCUAGAACGAUUGUAGUCAACCUGAAGGUUGAGCUGACGAAAGAAGCCCCAGCGAUUGGACAUCAGAGGCCUGCAUGCCCGGAGGUGGAACAGGAUAGGCAGUCAUCUUGUCUGUUCCUGGCAGCCUCUUACCACAGUGAUCUGCAGCCAAGUCUUCCUGUGGGGAUCCGCUGUGAUAGAAACCAACCGGCGUGCGAGAACUGUCAUAUUGCUGCGUUACCAUGUACUUUCUCCAAGCCGCUGUCGCAACAUCGGAAAAGCACCCGGCAAGAACUGGCCGACACUAAGGCUAGGGUUCGGGAAUUAGAGACAAUUCUGCUCGGACUUAAGCAAAACCACAAAGGGCUGCCAAUCCCUUCCCCGGGUAGGACCGCUUCUCCAGGCCCGCUCAGCCCACUCUCUGUGGCGUCUUCAUCCGCCUCCAUAGCCGCCACAGCAAGCUGGCUGCCUGACACGCGAGAUUUCGAUACCGCGUUGGCAGCUUUCCAAUGGCACAUCUCAUUUUGUGGGCUUGGGAGCCCCCUUUCAUCUCAACGAGCGGCCUUCUACUCACUCAUUGAACAACAAACAGGUCGCGCGUUCAAUGUGGAUGUUUUUGCCCACGAGGUCACUCAAUCGUUCAAGGCGGCGCAGCUCAAAUCAACGAAAAAGGUGGUCGGUAUAAAGUGGCCCAACUCUGCACUUGUUCAGAAAUGCUUGGAAUAUUUCGAGAGAAAUGGCCUAUACUCGAUUUUCCCCAUCGUGGACGUCGAGGCCAUGCAGAUCCUUCUCAACGCGAACAUCUUAGAUCAACCGUCACAUUUGACUCGUGUCGCCAAUCGUGCCUGUCUAGUUGCUUUCGCUGCAAUGAUAACUCAAAUCCACCGCCAUGAAGCUGCGUUCGCUGGCACCGACCCGGAUGCCUAUGCGCAAGCUGCGCUCACACUACUUCCUGAAAUGUUACUAGAACCUCCUGAUCUGAGAACUCUUGAGGCAGUAACGAUAUUGAUGCUCUACAUCACACCUCUGGGCAGGCCCCAAGCAGGAGAACAAUUAUUAGGAGUUGCGGUGCAACUUGUCUAUAACCUUGGUGCAAACAAAAUCCAAACCCCUCACGAGAUACAUCGGACAGACCAGCGAAGCCAACAUCUCCGAGCCAUGUUCUGGCAUUGCUAUGCAAUUGACAAGGAAUUUUCCAUUCGGAAAUCUCAGCCCCCCUUAAUCAAUGACGACGACUGUGACUUGGAUCUCCCGACGACAUAUGCACGAAACACCUCAGAGCGUCAUUUCUACAUGAAGCCGCUGUCCUCGAAGGAGCUUCUCUUCCCUUCCGAUCUUCGAUUUUCCCUGCUCAAAUCUAGGAUUUUCCGGCUGCUGUAUUCGGUGCAUGGUCAGGCCUUACCUGAAGCCCGGCGUCUCCAGCAUAUUCGCGAACUGGAUCAAGAGCUGAGUGAUCUGAAAGAGGGGUAUCCGGUCGAGUGCCGGCCUGAUGUAUUUGCAACCGAGAGUGCACCUGAUUAUCUAUUCCAUGAUCUCAGUAUCAGGGGUGUGAACAUCCAUUUGGAAUAUUACUACUGUUUGGGGAAAAUACACGGGGCAAGCAGCUCGUGUAGGAUCUCUUCUCCGCAGACCUGGUCGCCUCUGCCAUCCAGUGCAGAGCUUUGCUUUGAGGCUGCGAAAUCCUCGUUGAUUUAUAUUUCGCGAACCCGCCAAUUUGUCAACCAUCACACCUUCUGGAUCCAUGCGCAAUUUAUGCUUGCGGCGGUGUUCUCUGUCUUCUGGUAUCUCAUCACCGUCCCCACCUCGCCGACUUUCAAAAGGGACCUCAAGACCAUGGAGGAUAUCGCUGAGCUGCUAGCUCAGCUCAACAAACCUACUGAGGACGGACAGUCUUUUCCACCAUUUUAUUUGUCUCAGGCUUUCAUUGAGCGUUUGAUCUCGCUGGCGAGACACUCGCAGCCUAGGGUCGUGAACUCAUGA
Penicillium brevicompactum is the source of this 2106-nucleotide messenger RNA. Its product is annotated as transcriptional regulator family TF. Gene Ontology annotation, molecular function: zinc ion binding; DNA-binding transcription factor activity, RNA polymerase II-specific; DNA binding. The transcript is spliced from 6 exons. NCBI's taxonomy places the organism in Eukaryota, Fungi, Ascomycota, Eurotiomycetes, Eurotiales, Aspergillaceae. Gene Ontology annotation, biological process: regulation of DNA-templated transcription; DNA-templated transcription. The record is from RefSeq and is a predicted model, not a curated record. The coding region runs from base 1 to 2106 and encodes 701 amino acids.